This is a messenger RNA of Ruditapes philippinarum (Manila clam), 2310 nucleotides long. Its product is annotated as C3 and PZP-like alpha-2-macroglobulin domain-containing protein 8. NCBI's taxonomy places the organism in Eukaryota, Metazoa, Mollusca, Bivalvia, Venerida, Veneridae. The annotation marks the transcript as partial. The record is from RefSeq and is a predicted model, not a curated record. Gene Ontology annotation, molecular function: endopeptidase inhibitor activity. The transcript has 17 exons. Gene Ontology annotation, cellular component: extracellular region.
UUAUCUCUUAAGAAUUAUUCAAAAUUUUACAUUCUCAGCUCUAGUGGCAAUGCCAUCUUGACAACAUCUGUACCUGACACGAUAACCUCCUGGUAUUCAACAGCCUUCUCUGUCAACAAACAUUCCGGAUUGGGCGUCACUGAUGGUGCAACAAAGUUCACCACUUUCCGGCCAUUUUUUAUCAGCCUUAAUCUUCCCUAUUCUGUCAUCAGAGGUGAACAAGUUGUGCUACAGGCCAACGUCUUCAACUACAUGGGACAAGAUCUUGACGUUGUGGUUACUCUGGAGAAAUCAGCAGACUUCAAGGUGAUUUUUAACGAUUCAAACGCACACGUUACACUCAACUCGACCGAGGUUGUGAAACAAAUACAUAUUGAAGCCGGUCAGGCGGGAUCAGUGUUUAUUCCCGUUGUCGCAGACAUCAUUGGCGUUGCUACCAUCACAGUGAAGGCACAAACACAAUUCUCCGCUGAUAGAGUGAAGCGAGAACUGAUCGUAGAAGCUGAAGGAAAAACGAUGCAUUUUAACGUUCCAAUGAUAAUAAAUGAGCACACAUCAGUUAACGUACCACUUAGUUUCCCGCCAACUUUUGUUGCUGAUUCGCAGAAAGUCCAAAUAUCUGCAAUAGGCGAUACAAUGGGGCCCACCAUAAAGAACCUUAAGAGUUUACUAAGAAUGCCAACCGGAUGUGGGGAGCAGACGAUGACCAGUCUUGCACCGGAUGUUUUCGUCUACAAUUAUUUAAAAAAGACAAACAAGUUGACACAAGAUGUUGCAGAAAUGACCUUAGAUUACAUGUAUAAAGGGUACCAACGUGAGCUGACGUUUCAGCGUAAUGAUGGCUCGUUUAGCAUAUGGGGACAAAGGGACCGCAUGGGGAGCAUGUGGUUGACAGCAUUUGUGUUGAAAUCAUUCUAUCAAGCCAGCGAUUACAUAUACGUGUCGGAUUCUGUACUUAUCCGAGCCGCUUCGUGGAUACACCGUUACCAAAAUUACGACGGCUCCUUCCAAUCAAAGGGAAGUGUGCACGCAACAAAUCUCAAGGGAGGAUCGAGCAAUGGAUAUAGCCUCUCGGCUUUUGUGUUGAUAGCUCUUGCUGACGCAGAAUUUGUUCUUCAGGACAAAACCUAUUUCAACUACGCAAAUAUGGUAUCGAAGGCGCGUAGAUAUCUGGAGAAUUUAAUUCUGAGGGACAAAGUCACCGAUGAUUACGACCUAGCUAUAAUAAGCUAUGCCCUGAGUAAAACCGGAAGUAUACACGCUUACAAAGCGUACACUAAACUCGAGAAACUCGCUGUAAAAACUCAAGAUGGAAAAAUGCAUUGGGCCGUGGCACGCAGUCAACCACAUUUAUAUAUAUCGGGCUGGGAGAUGAAUUAUUAUCAGAGUCCACCAUUAGAGAUAGAGGUUGCCUCGUAUGCGUUAUUAUACCUUAUUGACAGCAGGCAGCUUCAGACAGGCUUUCCCAUUCUACAAUGGCUUAUCUCGCAAAGGAACUCUAGGGGUGGAUUUAGAUCCACACAGGACACGGUCCUUGGACUUCAGGCCAUGUCGGAAUAUGGAUCUGUUUUCAAGGAUAUACUUGAUCUCACAAUUGAUGUCGAGUCAGGCAGCUUUCAUAAGAACAUACAUAUAGGCAAAAACGAUGCAAUGGUCCUAAAAUUACUCGAUAUACCAAACACUGCAAUUGCCCAUUCUAACAACAGCUUCAACCACCCACCCGCUGUUUCUCUCCAAGGUCAUGGAACAGGCUCGGCCCUGGUACAGGUGUCUGUAUCAUUCAAUGUAGAGACUGAAGUUUCUCUUCCCGCUUUCAACAUUACAACAACAAUUUUGAGGGAAACAAUCCGGUCAAUUGUUGUGAAAACAUGUGCAAGAUACUUGCCACAGCGUUUCGUCAACCCUGGCAUGGCUGUCAUAGAGAUAGACCUUCCUUCCGGUUUCUCGGCUGAUUUGGAGAGUCCAGAUACGCACCUUGACAAAGUCAGAAAAUCUGAAAUCAGAGACGAGAAAACCGUUGUCCUUUACUAUGAUCAGAUCUUGCCAAACGUAUAUCCACAAACAUGUGCCACUGUAGAACUGAUCAGAACAGAUCUUGUUGCCAAAACCAAACCUGCUGCCAUCCGGGUAUUUGACUACUACGAACCAGAUAAUCGUGCUCUUGUCUUCUUCGAGUCGCAACUGCUGAGGGACUCCUCUUACUGUGACAUUUGUAGUUCUUGUGGAUGUCCAUAAAUAUAUCAGAACUGAUUGUAAGGAUGCAUUCCGGACAACAUUUAUUAGAAGAAUUUGAAACUUUCGCUUUAUUAU